Messenger RNA from Volvox carteri f. nagariensis, 1431 nucleotides. RefSeq lists its product as uncharacterized. Bases 1 to 1431 code for a protein of 476 amino acids. The transcript is spliced from 6 exons. The record is from RefSeq and is a predicted model, not a curated record. NCBI's taxonomy places the organism in Eukaryota, Viridiplantae, Chlorophyta, Chlorophyceae, Chlamydomonadales, Volvocaceae.
AUGGCCAGCAGCAGCAGCAGCAGCAGCUGGCGAGGAGCCAUGCUACUACUUCUACUCCCGGCGCUGUUGCUGCUGGGGGUGACGACCGCAGAGAUCCAAGGCCGCGGUGGUGGGCCCAGCAGCGGCGGGGUGGCAAUCGGCACCAUCACAUCGAUAACACAUCUCAAGCCGACCUACUACUUGCAUGAAGCAGACAGUGGCAAUGUGCAUCGCCUGAUCUUCUGUGAUGAGAUGCCGCCAAGUGCCAUCCCAAUCGGCAACCCCGGCGUCACUGUCAUGUACGACAAGACGGUGAACGGUGUCAUGUAUUCGUGUAACGCCCCCACUGCGUCUGAGGAGCAGCAAGGAAGUCAGCAGCUGCGGCGGCAGUUGGCAGAGACGGGAGGGUCCAUCACUGUCCCUCAGGAGCCGAGGAUCCUGGUCUACAUGACCACAUUAUGUGGCUACCCUUACGGAGGACUACCACCGGAGAUCGUCUACGAUUUGCUUGUCAUCGGCAACAAGCAGUUUGUCGGAAAAACCUUGGCGGACUACAUGAAUACCUGCAGCUAUGGCCAGAUCAAAUUGCUACCAUCAAACGUCAAAGUGUUGGGACCCGUGGAAGAUUCCUGUGGAGAUCAGUGCGACCACACGUGCCCCAUGGGCGGAGGUGGAGGCCAGGGCAUUCGCUGCUACAACGCCCCUCAUAACUGGCAGGUUGGCUUAGGCAGGCCUUUCCUCCGUCUCAAUGAUACAAAUCUGUCAUACGGCAAGAUUACCAACCUUACCAUCCCGUCACAAAUAUCGAGACCCAACAGCUCAGUGAUGGUGACAGGAUUGCGAAUGCCGACGGGCCUGAGCCUUUUCAUCUCAUCAAGACAAAAUACCUACACUUAUGACCUGCCCUACAGAGCUACUCAGGAUCGCGAUACCUUCAUCCUCAUGCACACUUUCAACGGUAGUAAAACCAUCCUGACAGGCCAGAUUAAUGUCGGCGGAAUUUGGAGUGACCCAGCCAGCGAGUUUACCAUCAAGUUUGAGUCCUGGGACGACGUCACCGGGGCAAACGUGCGAGUAUGCCGUCGCCGCUUCAACAUCACCACCGAGUUGAACAACUGCAAGAACGGGUUAGAUGAUGACUGCAACUUCCUGACGGACUCUCAAGACCCCAUGUGUUUCUCACCACCGCCACCGUCACCAUCACCACCACCCCGCCCGCCACCAUCGCCGCCUCUGCCUCCAUCACCACCACCACCUUCAUCACCACCGCCCCCCACUCCGCCGGCACCUCGUCGACCGCCACGGCUACCACCAUCCCCACGACGGUCACCCCCGGUCCCAUCAUCGCCGCCUUCACCACGGCUACCCCCACCGUACAGGGCCCCCAGAGGCCCAUCGACACCGCGGCCCCCUCCAAACCCACGGCCCCCAACCGCACGUUCGAAGCCUUAA